Vitrella brassicaformis is the source of this 1801-nucleotide messenger RNA. The record is from the annotation of a GenBank genome assembly. NCBI's taxonomy places the organism in Eukaryota, Vitrellaceae.
AUGGACACCGAUGACGGAGGUGCUGCAGGGGGGCGGCCGUGUGUCGAUGUCAGUGGCUGCCGCGACGUCCUGCACAAGAUACACUCGGUGAGGGACGAGGGGAAGAGGACGGCCCGCCAGGACCAUCGCUGUGUUGGGAUUGCCUGGCAGGGCGCCUCUCAGAUUGCCUCUGAUGCUGAGAGGGCAGAGCACAUCAUAGCCACACACACCGACGACAAUUCACAGGUCCGCACGGAAACACCACACAGUCAGCCGAGCUGCAGCACUUGCUGGCGUCUGUUUCGGUGGUGCAGGAUGGUGUGUCCCUCACCGAUGCCCACUCGGCUUGCAACGAGCUGGCACAGAUGUCCAGUGACCGCGAAACACACGUGGGGAUUGGACGGGAAGACCGAUGAAUGGCUCACAGAGGCCGACAAGCCAGUGACGUCCGUCUCUCUCUUGGUGCGUGUUUGGGUUCAUGUCAGCGGAUGGAAGGCGACGGCAGGCUGUUCCGGUGCAUCCACCGGGUGGGCGGUGCUGUAGAGAGUUUAGUGCCGGUCAGUGUGCACAUGGAUACACAGACACACAGGCAGACAGAUGGAUGGACCAGCAUCUAUCUGUGAUGCUUUCUUGGUGAUAGGUGCCUGUUGGCGACGGAGGCAAGCGCGCGUGUGUAGCUAUCGAAUCGGCUGCUGCAGCUGCUGCAACUGCGAAUAGCAAAGGUACACCAACCACACAGGGGUGAAAGUACUGAGAAUCCCUUGGUCGGUCGGUGGAUGUCUGCGGUGCUGCAGCAGCGACACCGAGGCCGAUGAACAAACCAAAGGUGACACGAGAAAUGACCACCACCAUGACUGCCUUUACCAAUGUGCAUGUCUUCAUGUGUGUGUCAGAAAUACGGCCGUCCGUGUCUGUGUGGUCUGCCUGGUCGGUCGGUUAAGGGUUUGACGAGACACCUGUCCUUAAGCCCCGCGCUACCUUCCGGCGCAACCAGGCAUCUUCUCUGUCCACAGAACACACCAAACAGGCAACAGGCACACGCAGAAUGCAUGCACAAGGCAGCUGCUGGUCUGACUGGUCAGCUGAGGGCUGACGAGCUCGCACCAGUGGCCCGAGGCGAUCGGGAGAAUAGAGAAGGGAGGGAGGGGAGGGAAGGGAGAGAAGGGAGAGAUCAACACCUCCAACUCCUGGCUUUCGCACCCGAGCAUCAACCACUCGAUUGCCCAUCAACACCCAUGGCUCUCUUCUCGCGCCUGACGCUCUUCGUCCUCGCCGCUCUGCUGGUGGCGGCAUGGACGCCCUCAACCACCAUGGCCCAGCCACCCUGCAUCACGACUCCUGCGCUCGCUUCCACUACUGCUGCUCCCACUGCUAUUGAUGAAGCCGACAACGCAAUGGGGAGUGUGGAUGAGCUGCUCGACGACGAGGAGGACGCCCUGGUCGAUGCCGACGAGGCGGACAUGGAGGAUGACGAGGAUGAUGACGAGGAGGAGGAGGAGCAGCCUCUGACGUCGGGCAACCUGCGUGCCCUUCAGCGAGGUUAGCAACCACAUGCAAUACUCCCACCGUUUUUCUGACCAGACAGACACUGAGCAUCAUCCCUAUCCCUCGGUUCUGUGUUGUGUCGUGUGCAGGCCGUCGUCGUGGGGGUCGUCGUGGUCAUUCGGGCCAUCGUCAUGGGGGCCGCUGGGGCCGUGGUCGCUGGGGUCGUGGUCGCUGGGGUCGUGGUCGCUGGCGUCGCGGUCGCUGGGGUCGUGGUCGCUGGGGCCGUGGUCGUUGGGGCCGCCGGCACCACCACCAUUACCGCCACCACCAUGACUGA